Messenger RNA from Rhagoletis pomonella (apple maggot), 2172 nucleotides. RefSeq lists its product as uncharacterized. Bases 1280 to 2080 code for a protein of 266 amino acids. The record is from RefSeq and is a predicted model, not a curated record. The transcript has 2 exons. Lineage: Eukaryota; Metazoa; Arthropoda; Insecta; Diptera; Tephritidae.
UACUUUAUGUAUCGAUGGCUCCAAAAUGAAACGAAGAGUUAGACUAGGCAUUUUCUCUGAACUCGUCGUAACUUUUACAACAAAAUCGAAGCCGAUUACGACUCUUUUAAACACAGUCAGUAGACAGCACCAGUUAGAUUUAAUUUGGGUGCCUGGUCAUAGCAACAUUUCUGGAAGUGGGGCUGUAAAUGAGUUAGCCAGGGAGGCCUUAAUUUAGGGCCAGAUUUAACCUCUAAUCUUAACUAUAUAUACAUGGCAAUAUGCAUAUGUAUAUGGAAAUAUUUCUCCAUAAUCUUAAAAAAUCGGAGCAGAGGUAGCGCAUGAAUUCAGGCUGCGGUAUAGUUAAAUUCAUGUAGCCCCUGUAGAACCCUAAGAGAACAAACAACUUAUUAGGAAAAAUCAGACCUGACAUUGCGAGGCGGUUCUUACUGCGUUUGGCCAGUUGGUAUCCACGCUCAGAAGGCUGGGAAUCGCCUACAACGACUUCUGUAGAAGCUACAGAAAUGAAAAUGAAUAUCAAACAUUUUUGUACUUGGACCUACUAUAGUAUUUCGCCUGCAUUCUAACAUAACCUGACCUAACAAUGGGGUAUCGUCAAGUUCACUAAAGAGUCAAAGUGUUCUCUACUAGCAGCCAACUAUAAAAAGCAGAGAGCUAAGCUUUGUUUCUCCAUUUAUGUUAAUCAUAUUUGAUUAUUCGUUUUGGGAUUUUUCUUGCUUUUCUAGUUCGCAAAUCUAAGUCACUUCAAUUAUGUAUGUAGUACUCUAUAGAUAGCCACCUAAACUCAAUUAUUGUAUGUUUCCUGUGGUCAUCUGCAUAUGCUCAAGUGGACACGCAUGCAUUCAAAGGCAUUAUAGUCGCAUUAGAUGCUUAGGUAUGCAUUUGGUGCAUAGAGCUUGCGAAUGCCAUUGAAAGUACCGUAAAAUUGAAUUAAACUAAAUUUUGAGUGCUUUAUUUUUUUUAGCAAUUUUUCGCUCAAUUUCGCAAAAAAAGAGACAGAGACAAUGUGACUGAAAAUGCCUACCACAAGCAUACGGUGCAGUAAUUACUUAGAAUUUGAGCGGGACUAACGUGUUUAAAGAAAUUUGAAAGUUGUUCGGAUAGCAAGUUUUAUUACAAGUAACAAAAAAUUUAAAUACAUAUAAAUGCAUAUUUUUUUGCCGUGUAAUUGCCAAUAAAAGUACGUUGCACGCAAUCCGUUCGAUCUUUAAGAAACUUGAACGUUGGAGGCAGAAAAUCUCUACUCAAAAGUAGAAAAGCAGAACGCUGAAUUGAAACAAUGUUUUUACAAAAGCUGUUGCAGAUAAUAUUUCAAAUUAUCCUAGUGCUACAGUUCAUCGCCGCCAGUACAGACGAAGUCGACGUGGACGAACUGAAGUUACAAAUCAGCAGUCAUCUGAGCUACACAGCGCGACGUCUGCGGCUUGUACAACAAAAUGUAGAAGCUCAGUAUGCCGAGGAGUUGGAGCAGUUGCUCGCACGUUACUUAAAAGCCGCCAAUGCUGAAGAUCCCCUAGUGGAAGAGAAGCUGCUACUCGAAUAUGAAGGCGAGCAGCGACAGACGUUUAUAGGCUAUCUUAGUCUGCAAUACGACGAACAGUUCCUCAAUGAGGACAUACGCAUACAGGAGUGGAGUAUGCGACAGUUGUUGUCACAGCUGGGUGGUGGUGGUGGUGGUGGCCCAGUGGCUGAGGAAAUUGAAAAGAUGCUGCCAGCGUAUGAAACCGCAGCGAAAAUUGAGGAUUUCGAUAAGAAAUAUGCGGCUUUUGCGGAAAUACAGGAAGGCUUUUCGCCGGCCCUUUGGCAGCUACUAGAUGCCGAACCUGAGGAUGUGAUGUUACUGAAUGUACAGUUGCAAUUCUUUCGGGAAUUUUUAAUGUAUCUGCUGAAACACGAAGAUGCAAGGCAGUUCACUGUGAAGUUGAGAAAUGUGCUUGCCGAGGUGGAGGCGGCACUGGCGAGUGCGGAUGUGAAGCAAAAAGUGGGUGUGCUCGAUAGUUUUGAUGAUUUGACGACGAAAUUCGGACGAUUUUUUGAUUACAAAAUAUUGGAAUUUGAGUUUGAUCGGUUUGGGCGUUGAAGUUUUUGGUGAUCGGUUAAAAAUGUGUUCAAUGGGUUUAAAUUGUGAAUAAAUUUUAAUAUUGAAAAAUUUUUAUGAAAAUAAAAUAACUC